AUGUCAAGCAAAAGCGAACCAACCUCUAAAACUUCCCGCAACCAAGCCGCGGAGGCGCCUAGCAGGCCAACGCGCACUUUGCGCGAAAAGACCCUGGUGAGAGCAGCCACGGCUCUGCCACCAACCACAUCUAAAACAACAGCUCCGAAGCCCCUACCACCUUUACCGGAACCGGAAUCGUCGCCACAGUCAUCUGCAUUACAGAUGGACGACAUCAAAACGCCAGAUUCACUGGCUGCAGGUGGCGACAUCCAAGAUGAGAUGGAGACCUCGUCGGUGGGAUCCGAGAUAUCCAUCGGGAGGCGAGUGAGUCUCCUCUACACGUCUCCCAAAAGGGGCACAGGAGUGGAAAUGGACGUGGCAACAAAGGUUGCAAAUGACAUGCUUUUUAGAGGCAAAGAAUCUUUAGAGACGGCCGGAAAUAUGAAGAGGGAGAACAAGACCGUAGCCCUCAACAGCUUGCAGGGGCUGUACGAAACUGUCUUGUCUCUGGCGGACUCACGCUCGAGACAUAAAUUCAACCUUGAAAAAGAACGCUCACGCCACGCACAAGAGCUGGUGCGAGUGGAGAGGGCCCACUCUGCAGAAGUGAAGCAAAUCAAGGAGGCCCUCCUCUCGGAAGUGAGUCUCGCGAGAGCAGGCAUCACGGAAACCCUAAAAGAGACGCAAGCUGUACGCAGCUGGCUAGGGUACGAGACCGUGGAACCCUUCAGCCAGCUGAAGGAGCUUCACCGGGAGACUGGCAACCUCGUUGCCGAAAUCAAAACAAAACUCUCUGCCAAGGAGCUCGGCAGCGAAUCCACGGACGAUAAAUUAAGCUCCCUGGAAAAAAAGGUCCAAAGUCUUAACAAUGGCAUUGGACACUUAUCAAACCAGCUGGCCGAGCUCACAAAAUUACUGACAUCCUCAGGCGGAGAGGGGUCUACCCGAGAAGCUCCUAUCCAAGAAACAUUGUGCCUAUCUCAAAUAAUAAACAAUCUUGACGCAAUCUCCCUAAAAAUAGACAACCUCCCUCAACCACCCCCUCCACUCCCCCCUACACCACUGCCGACAGAACAGCUAUCUGAUGACCUGAAGCGUGUCUUUCACCGCCUUGACCAAAUGUGCACAGAAAUACGCGAGCUGCGCGAAACGACCAGCGCACAACCCCCACCCUCACAAACAGCUCACAACCUGGGCACGGAGCUGGCAAUGGCGGAAGUAAAGAAGACGUUGGCUUCCAUACAAAAGGGAGUCACGGGUCUUAAUACGGCUGACAGACCAACAAAAGGGCCAAUCACCUACGCCCAGGCAGUGGCAAAAACACCGCCACCACGACUCCCUAACCAUACCCUCAUUAUCUCCUCGACAGACCCCAAACACACUGGGGAACAGGUUAUCGAGAGAGUUAGGGGGGCCCUCGAUCUUACCAAAACGGGGGCCAAAGUGGAAAAAGUUAGGAAAGCCAAAAAUCAGAAGGUCGUUCUAAGCUGUCCAAGCUCAGACGACCUAAAUCUGAUCAAAAACCAGGUCAACAGUAGCAAGGGGUUAUCGGCACAGGAGCCGAAACCAAUAAAUCCUCUUGUCUGCAUCAGAGGGGUACUGUCCUGUCACAAGGACGAGGAAAUAAUUGAACUUUUAAAAACUCAAAACAAACACCUGAUGAGUGAACUGGACCAGAAAAAUUCAAUAUUAAAGGUGCGGUAUAGGAAGCGCGCGAGAAACCCGCACGAGUGCCACCCUGUCUUGGAGGUCUCUCCAGAAUGUUGGAAGGCACUCUGCAAGGCAGAAAAAGUUUACGUGGGCCUAAAAAGAUGCCCCAUAGAGGACCAAUCCCCCUUGGUGCAGUGCUCCAAAUGCCUGGGAUACGGGCACACUCGAGCGCUGUGCAAGGCACAGGAGCAAUCAUGCUCGUACUGUGCCAAAACCCACAAGGAGAGGGAGUGUCCUCUUAAGGCGCAAGGAAACACUCCCACGUGCGUCAACUGCCAAAAGGCCAAAAGAGACGGCUCUGACCUGGAACACACUGCAUUCAGCAGUGAGUGUCAGGAAAGACAAAAGUGGGACAACAUAGCGAGGUCUCGCGUCUCCUACUGCUAAGGUCACCCUAACUACACCCGGGCAAUCAGAAUCCCCAUCCACAAGUAUGCGCAAAA
Messenger RNA from Colias croceus (clouded yellow), 2135 nucleotides. RefSeq lists its product as uncharacterized. Lineage: Eukaryota; Metazoa; Arthropoda; Insecta; Lepidoptera; Pieridae. The transcript has a single exon. The record is from RefSeq and is a predicted model, not a curated record. The coding region runs from base 1 to 2079 and encodes 692 amino acids.